CAGACAAGACAGACAGACCCCUCCAUCGCUUUCAGUUUCAGACGUCGACUCGAUCGUGAUCAUCUUGGUCGUGGAUUUCCUUUCUUGAUCAGAAACUCCUCCUCAUCCUCCUCCUCCUCAGUUUCAACAAGUAAUUCCUCGUAUCAGUAGCGAAUUAAGUUAUGGCCGAAAAUAGAGUUCAUCAACAUGAUCAUGAUGAUCAGACUGAGUUACUUCCUUGUGUGGAAGAUUUAUAUGGAGGCGUUUCUGUAAACAUGGAGAAGCCUAUGGAUUCUACGGUCUUUGCUCCGUUGCUUCAAGCGUCAAUAUCACAAUGGAGGGAAAAGGGGAAGAAGGGUAUCUGGAUCAAAUUACCCAUUGAACACGCAAAUCUCGUUGAUGUUGCAGUUAAGCAAGGAUUUAGGUAUCACCACGCUGAACCAGAUUACUUGAUGCUUGUAUUUUGGAUCCCUGAAACUACUGAUACUCUCCCUGCAAAUGCUUCCCAUCGAGUGGGUAUUGGUGCUUUCGUCAUGAACAGUCAAAGAGAGGUGCUUGUAGUUCAGGAGAAUAGUGGCAAAUUCAAAGGAACAAACGUGUGGAAGUUUCCCACUGGUGUUGUUGAUGAAGGUGAAGAUAUUUGUACAGCUGCCAUCAGGGAAGUCAAAGAAGAGACAGGAAUUGAGACGGAAUUUGUUGAAGUUUUAGCAUUCAGGCAAAGCCACAAGUCAUUCUUUAGCAAAUCAGAUUUGUUCUUUGUCUGCAUGUUACGACCACACUCUUUUGACAUCCAGAAGCAGGAUAGAGAGAUUGAAGCUGCCAAGUGGAUGCCGAUUAAGGACUACGCAGCUCAACCUUUUAUCAGAGGACACGACAACUUCAAUUAUAUUGCAAAAAUAUGCAUAGCAAAGUCGGAGGUGGAGGGCUAUGCUAGUUUUUCUCCGCUGUCUACAAAAACAACCUCUGGCAAAACAAGCUACCUUUACUUCAAUGGCGAUCUGAAAAACCAGUUAAGUUGUGAUAAUCAGAAGCAGAAAAUGCCGAUGUAACGAACGCCAUCUCUUGCUGUGGAAGUGAUGACAGACAGGGUCCUCAAAGCUCACUCACGUCAAUUUAAUGAAAAUGGAAAAUAAAAAUAAAAAUAAAAAAUAAUUGGGCUAUUAUAUUAAAAUAAAUCUUGUUACAGUUUGUUCUAUUGAAACAGCUGUCUUGUAAUAUUAAAUAAACAAGUUCGAUGAAUUUUUUCUCGUAUCAAGUAAUAAAACAAAAAUUUUAAGUGGUA
Messenger RNA from Juglans regia (Persian walnut), 1261 nucleotides. RefSeq names its product nudix hydrolase 2-like. Gene Ontology annotation, molecular function: ADP-ribose diphosphatase activity; NAD binding; NADH pyrophosphatase activity. Lineage: Eukaryota; Viridiplantae; Streptophyta; Magnoliopsida; Fagales; Juglandaceae. The coding region runs from base 162 to 1028 and encodes 288 amino acids. The transcript has 9 exons. The record is from RefSeq and is a predicted model, not a curated record.